CAGGGGCCCGUCUUAUCAACGGUCGUACGACCAUUUUUAUCGUACGAUUGUCGUACGUCGAUCGUACGCUUUUGGCGGUGUCUUAUCAAACGUCGCAGAUUUCCUUAAUCUUACGAUUAUCGUAAGAUCAUGCAUUUUUUCUACGAUUGCUAAGUAGCAGUCGCAGAUCAAACAAAAUGGCCGCCGUACUUCUUGUGAAUCGACAACGCCGAAGGAAAAGCCGGACUUUUAGGCAGCGAAUGGUGCAUUUGGAUUGCCUGAGUGAUCAGGAAGUUGUGGCCCGCUAUCGGCUUGAUAAAGCUGCCAUUUACGAGCUUGAAAGUAUUUGCCGACAAGACCUUUCACCUUUGACAGGCCGGUCUUUUGCUGUUAGCAGCUUGACGAAGGUUCUUAUUGGACUUCGAUACCUCGCAAAAGGAGAUUUUAUAUCAGAAGUUGGAGACCUCCACGGGGUGUCUAAAGCCAGAGCUGCAGUUUACAUUCACCAAUUCAUACGAAGUGUAAACCAGGGUAAAUAUGCACCAGAUGUUUGCUGUAUGUUUGGUACCCCAUAUUCAAGUUUACAUCAUUUGAAGAGGAAAUUCUAUGAGAAAUGUAGAAUUCCAAACGUAAUCGGAGCAGUAGAUGGAACCCUCAUCCCUAUUCAGGGUCCAUCACAGGAUGAGGCAGCUUAUGUCUGCAGAAAAGGAUUCCAUGCUCUUAAUGUUCAGGCAGUAGUCGAUGCUGAAAUGAGAUUCACAGAUGUUGUCUCAAGGUGGCCUGGUUCACAGCAUGAUGCGGCCAUUUUCAAUGCUUGUGGGUUAAAGACACAUUUAGAACAAAGUAACAAUGGGUUGUUAUUGGGGGAUAGUGGGUAUCCUCUAAGGAGGUACCUCUUGACCCCAAAGGUGAAUCCGACAACACCACAAGAGGAAGCCUUCAAUAAACACCAUAGCAGAGGCAGAAUGGUGGUAGAAAAAGCCUUUGGUAUACUGAAGUCACGUUUCAGAUGCCUACACAAAAGUGGUGGUGUUCUACCGUUUUCACCAGAAAAGAGCAGCCAAGUUGUGGUAGCAUGUAUGAGGCUACAUAACUUUUGUAAAACUAGAGGAGUACAAGAGCCUGUGGAGAUCAUCACACAGGAUGAUGAUGAUGAUGAUGAUAAUAAUUUACCAAAUGGAGAUGACAGAAGUAAUAAUAACAUUAGACAGGAAUUAAUUAAUUUAUUCUGAAAAAAUGUUUUUAAGACAUAGAAAUUAAAAUAUAAUUACUUGUUCUGGUCACUUGAAAUAUAACAUUUCACUCAAUUAAAACAAUUAAAUCUAUGUUUUGAUCUCAAUUAAGCACCCAUGUAUUACUUAAAAGAAUUACUUUGUAUUUCACAUAAACCAAAAUUAGCACAGUACAGUAGUUAACUUAUUGUCAGAGUCAAUGAUACCUUUGAUAAGAAAAAAUUAUAUUUGUAAUGAAUAAUAAACAUUAAAGGGGUUAAGUAGUAAUAUUAAAUAAUAUAAGUAAACUAUACAUGUGAAAGCUAUUCAGUUAAUAUGUUGAAUAUUAAUUUGUGAUUUCAUGAAAUACAUUAAUUCAUUGAAUCAUUGUGAAAAAUAACUACUAAAAAUAUAGCUUUCAGAAAUAUCCCCUUGUCUUACAACUAUACCUGUUAAAUAUUAAUAAUUCAAAUACUGCACAUUUUUUAACAUCAUUUUUCAUUGGAAUACAAUGAUGUUUAAAUUUAUGAUUGAAGAAUUUUUUUCCCUCUAAAAAUGUUGUUUGCUGUAUUAUGACUUUGUUACAAAGAUUUCUGAUAAGUUAUAUGGCCAUUUAAAAGAAUUUGUUUGCAAAUUAUAACCCUCACCUUGUGACUAGGUUAUAUAAGCAAACAACCAUUUAAAUGGGGUAAUAUAACCUGUCAAAAUUCUUUUUUAACUAACAGUAUAACAAGUUUCAUGUUGAUGUCUUUUAUAGCUUUUAAAUCAUUCUAUAUUACAGGCAAUUAUGUAAAUCCAAGGGUAUAUAAUGAGUGUAAAUUUGAUUUAAGUUAUUACCAUCCUAAUGGGCACUAUAAGGAACUAAAAAAUUGACAUCAUAGGUCAAUAAAUAAUAAAUGCUAAAACAAAACCGUCUUAAAUUGACAGACCAAAUUAAAGUAUUAUGCUUAUCCAAGGGUCUAUAAUGAGUGUAAAUAUGAUUUAAGGUAGAACACCCUAAUGGGCACUAUAAUGAACUGUAAAAUUGACAACAUAGCACAGUUAUAUGCCCUAAAUAUCACCUGUAUGCAAAAUUUAAACAAAAUUUACCGUGUGGUUUAUGAGUUAUGGAAAUUUUUCUGAAUAAAACUUUGCCAUUUAGAAGGGCUUUUUUCAGAAAUAAGGAAUCUCUAAAUAAUCUAUAAUAUCAUCAUUAUGAAAAAUGUUUUCCUAUUGCUCAUUGUUAAGAAACAAAAAAUGACAUUUAGGUAACAAAUUAAACAAGCAAAAUGAUUGUUUUUAAACUAUUUUUUUUAAUAUGUAUAAAAAUGUAACCCUACCCCACCCACUUUUAACACUUAUUUGACCAUUUCCAUAUGUAAAAAGCCUUACUUAAAAUAUCCCUUAAAUUUUCCACAAUGAGGGGCUGUUUUCAAAGUUUGCCAUAAUUUUCUUAAAUGUAUAUUGGUUGGUCUUGCAAAAUAUAAAAAACUUUUACCAUGUAGUUUUUAUUUUUUAAAACUUUGAAAAUAUCUGGUAUCAUAUUUGCUAUUAAAUUUGGCAUUAUUUAGUAAAUAGAUACCUACAAUAAUUUAGUUCUGGCUUCCAUAACUUUAUAUGUCGCUUUUAUUUUGACGUUAUGACAGUAAAGAACAGGUCUAGCAAUACCUGUUCGCUGAAGUAUCUUGAGCUAACAAUAAUUAUAUAAUUAAAAUGAAACACUUUAUUCUUCCAUUAGGAAUCUGAUAGAUUAAUAAAAAAGUUUAAAAGAAAAAGAAAAUUGACCCUUCUGGGGAUUGAACCCACGGCCCUCAUUUUCAAUGUAGUUAACAGUAGUUCUAGCCUAUUUGAAUACUCUUCAAAGCGGUGGUAAUGCAUUAGGAUGGUAAUACCUUAAGUUAAAAUAUGUUUAGGAAAUAAUAUCAGUCUUUUCAAUUUAACAGGAUAAUUUGUUAAGUAAUUUAUCAAAGUUUGCAUUUAAGGUUUUGAAAUUUUCAUUUAAAGAUGAAACUUGGGCAACUAAAUCCCUCAUUACAGCAGUUUGCUGUAUAACUAGUUCUUCAACACGAUGACCUGAAAUAAAAUAAAGAAUAUAUUUACAACCCUUAAAUCAAUACAAUCUAUUUCCUUUGUAAAUACCAUUUGUUUUCAUAAUGUAUUAAUUAUAAUUUUAAAGCCUUUUGUUCCGUCAUUGGCAUAGCAGCAAAUUAAAUGUUUUUCUGAUAACAGACAAUCUUGUUCGAUAAAAUUUAUUUGUCGCCUACAGUCAUAAUAUUUUGAAAAUGUGACUUUAUCAAAACUGAGAUAAACUGCCAUCCUACAUAAAAUGAAAUUAUGAUCUAUAUGAAUGAAGAAUGUUGAAGCUUUAAAUUGUUCGAGCAGUAAAGUACUUGUGGAAAAGCUCCAUUUUUGCAUGAAAAAACUUUGAUUACAAUCAUAACUGUUAGAUAAAUAGAUAACUAGAUGAUAUUUAUGAUGGUCAUUGUUUUUAAUUAAUUACAUGUAUCAUACUCACUUUCAUCUCUAGAUGUGUUUGCUUCCGGUACACUCUUUCUUGUUGAAGCAUCUGAAAUUUAUAUUACAAUGUAUAAUAAGCAAGUGAUUAUCUAUGUGAUAAGUUAAAGUUUACUCAUAGUUAACAUGAGAAUAAUAGUUGCAUAAAAGAAAUCAUUGAUUGUUAAAAGAAUGAUACUUACUAUCAUAUUUUGCCCUCUUGAGUGAAGGUUCACUAUCCUCUAUGGUGGACCCUAAAAUAUAUAAUGUACACAUUUUAUGUAACAAUGGAUUCUGAUUCAUGUACAGUCAUUUAUAGCAAACAUACUGUCUGUUUCAAAGUUCAUAUUUUAAUGAGAAGGUUUAUUAUGUAAAAAGUUUGGUGCCAUUGAUGAAAUGUGACCCAUGUAGUUAUAUAUUGUAAAUAUGUUGCCACAUGAUCUAAUGGCUUUGUGAAAUGAAGAUACAUUUAUAGACAUUCAAGAUGUAGUAUGUAAUGACUUUAGUCCAAUGAGCUUAAAGGAGUUGAUCAUGACUGUAAUAUUAAAUAAAUUGAAACCCAA
This is a messenger RNA of Ruditapes philippinarum (Manila clam), 4225 nucleotides long. RefSeq names its product putative nuclease HARBI1. The coding region runs from base 177 to 1211 and encodes 344 amino acids. The record is from RefSeq and is a predicted model, not a curated record. The transcript is spliced from 8 exons. Lineage: Eukaryota; Metazoa; Mollusca; Bivalvia; Venerida; Veneridae.